AUGGAUUGCAUUAGCCGGUACGUUGUUGAUGAAGAGGACGUAGCGUUUGAGUACGAGUUACAGAGGACUCCUCUGAGUAUAGUUACGUGGAAAAGGUAUCUGGAAAAAUGGGAAACUCAAAGGAGGCCAUUAUCACAUCUAGUGUGGCUAUACGAACGAUUUUGCCGACAGUUUGCUGAUCAAGAGGAUAUCUGGUGUAAUUACCUGCGAUGGAUUGUAAAUCAACGACAAUUUGACACCUUGACUGUUUACCGAAGGUUUAUUCAGAUCCUUGAGGGUUUCUCUACUGGAUGCGAAGAGCUGUGCAUGUUAAUGAUGGAGUUUGCCACUUCUGAAUACCAGUUAGAGAUGAUACGCCACAUCUUAGACGUUUCUCUGAGAAAAUUGGGAGUAGAGUCUCAUUGGAAAAUUUGGGAAAUGAUCUUUAAGUUCUUGGAGGAGAAAAUGCUACCAUUGACAGAAUUUGGUGAUAGUCAAGAUGAAUAUCAAGAUGAGCAGGAACAAAUGGAGGCUUUGAUUUACAAGAGUUUGUUUGGUGAAGAAGAGGAGCAGGAUACACCUGAUCUGUGGUCGUCGAACAUUUUGCAAAGGUACAUCAAAAUAGCACCAAACUGGAAUUUGCAAGAUUCUUUACAAAAAUUGGCAUCUACUAGAGAUUAUAAUGCUGUGCAUAAUUUUUAUCAACGAUAUUUAAAUCACGGUAAUGAAUUAAAAGCUACAUUGGAAAUACCGUUUCCAUUGCAAUUGAAUUACUUGGAAGCACUAGACCGUUUACAACUGGAUGAAAAAUACCAAUCAUUUUUGCAGCAAUUACAAACACUCUUCCCCGGUAAAUCAGUAGAUUUUUCGAUAAUGUGGGCAAAGCAUGAAAUUAAAAGAUCUCGUUUUCACCAUGUAACUGAAAUUUUGGAAAAUGCGAUGUCAUCAACUUUGGACCUUAAAAGUUUCACUACGAUCUACGAAUUUGAAUCAUUAUUCGAAAGAUUGUAUUUGGAAAAUGUAGUUGAGGAGUUGAAAUCUAAUCCAGAUUUGCAAAAAGAUGCUCUGGAGAAAUUUGAAUUAAGCGCUCACCUAUCUCGUCUGCAAAACCUUAUAGAGACUCAUUCAUUAAGGCUUAACGACUUAAGAUUAAGGCAAAAUCCGAAUUCUGUAGAAACUUGGCGUCAUAGAGCUACACUCUUCCAAACCAUUAAAGACAAAUGCAAUGUUUAUGCAGAAGCCAUUUUGGCAAUUGAUGCAUCAAAAGUUUUCGUACCAGGUUCAUUAGCAACUAUUUGGUGUGAACAUGCCGCGUUGUAUUGGAACGCAAAAGCUUUCGAUACUGCUAAAGAAAUAUGGGAUAGAGCAUUAAGAGUUCCAUUCCCUCAUUUAAAAGAUUUAGAGACUAUUUGGAUUUCCUGGACAGAGCACGAAUUAGCUGAAAAUGGAAUUAAGAAAGGUUUGGAAAUCCUCGAGACCGCACUAAAAGUGCCUGAUGCUCCGGAAAAGAUUCUGGAAAAAUAUAAGAAAAGCGGUAAAAGGGUACCCGCUCAAGCCAUUAUAUUCACCUCAUUAGCACUUUGGUCAUUCUACCUUGACUUACAAGAAGCAUCGAGUAUAGGUCAGUCAGAUCAGGUUGAAAAGACGAUUUCGAUAUACGAAACAAUGAUUUACCUGAAAGUGGCCACACCAAUGCAUUUCAUUCAAUAUGCACAUUUUUUACAGGAUUACACCAACGAUAAGAUAAAAGGUUUCCAAGUAUACGAGCGUGCACUUUCCUUCUUUCCCAGAGAGACUCAAUACGAAAUUUGGAGCGUUUACCUGAGGGAGGCCACUGAUCCUAAUGCGCAACUCUCUACAGAAAGUGUACGUGAUUUGUUUGAUCAUGCAUUGGAGGCUUUAGUCCCCAGCGGAAUUGAUUGCUGGCCAAUCUUUAUUCUUUAUAGCGACUUCGAAGAGAAAAACGGGUUAGCCAAGAGAAGUGUAGAUAUUCUACUGAAAGGUUGCCGUACCAGAAGUCGUGAUUCAACCUUUUGGGAAAAAUGUGUUUCUAAGGCACAACGUCUUUUAGGUGGUGAAGCCGCCAGGCCUUAUUACGAAGAAUGUCUACAGAGUAUACCGAAUUCCAAAGUCAUUCCCCAAGCGCUUGCGUUUGCCGAAAUGGAGACUCAAUUAGGUGAAUUGAACAGAGCAAGAGAAAUUUUAAAAUAUGGUGCUCAAUUGUUUCACCCAUCCAAAAACGUCGAAUUAUGGGAAUUUUGGGAAGAAUUCGAAUUACAAAAUGGUGAUAAGGAAUCUUAUAAGUCAAUGUUGAAAUUAAGAAGGACAUUAGAAAGUGCAUUAACGGUCAACACUGAAUUAGAAAGUCAAAAGGAAGGAAACGUUCAAUUCAUAGCGGCUUCUCAAAAGAAAACUCCACUUAAUCCCGAAGAGAUUGAUUUGAAUAUAUAA
Molecule: messenger RNA, 2430 nt
Organism: Zygosaccharomyces rouxii
Lineage: Eukaryota; Fungi; Ascomycota; Saccharomycetes; Saccharomycetales; Saccharomycetaceae
Gene: SYF1
Product: mRNA splicing protein SYF1
Exons: 1
Coding region: 1-2430 (809 amino acids)
Biological process (GO): mRNA splicing, via spliceosome; generation of catalytic spliceosome for first transesterification step
Cellular component (GO): Prp19 complex; U2-type catalytic step 2 spliceosome; post-mRNA release spliceosomal complex
Molecular function (GO): protein binding
Source: RefSeq, a predicted model, not a curated record